AUAUUAACAGGUGGCGAGGCCUCGGGAGCUCACGUGGGAGGAGUCAUGGAAGUAGGAGACAGUGGCAGACAGCUGGAGGAUGGCACUGUACGUGCAAGUGUGCGUGCGUGACUCAGACGCAGCCAAUCAUGGCAGACUUCCCAUCCAAGGUUACCACGGAGACUGGUUCCCAGAACAAUCAGCAGAGGACCAACAGCCUCAGAGGGCUGGCAGCUAAUGUCACCGCGAGCAUGGACGUGUCUUUUAUCAGGAGCAUGCCCUCGGUCCUCAUGAUGGCUCAAAUAGUUUGGGGGCUGCUCCACUGGGCGCUGAUCGCCAGCGCGCCUUACAUGUGGGCGCCGGCCAACGGCUGGGUGCUGUUUGUGGCCAUCACGUUCUGGCUUCUCACCGGCAUCCUCUUCUCCGUGAACCUCUUCGGUGCCCGGAGGAGACUCACCGCUGUGCCCUGGCCGCUCACGGUGAUGGCGUACCACGCAGUAGCCACGCUCCUCUAUCUGACUGCUUUCCUGGCCAAUGCCGCAUCUGUUCAGGCCUUCUCCUCCAGCUACUUCUUUGGACACAUGGCCGCCGCCGCUUUUUUUGCCGCAGUGGUGACGGCGGCUUACGGUGUCAAUGCUUUCUUCUCCUAUUUGGACUGGAAGGGAGACGGAGGGAACGCUGCCACCGCCACGGUGCCCACCUAGGAAUCAAAGAAAAACCUUAGAAAGACUUUUGUCACUGCCAGGUCUUGUUCGCAAUGUCAACAAUCAACAAGGAGCCAUGAGAUGAUCAUUGUUGCUGACUCUGAAGAUGAAUGUGAAUAGAAACACAAUAACUUUGUCUGUUCAACAAAUGCCGACAAACAAUUAUUUUUUGUCUCUUUUGUUUCAAGGUAAUGUUAUUAAUAAAACAUUAGUACACAUAUUACAGUUGGAAGGUGAUUAUUCAACUGUGCAUUCACAAUAUUCAGAAGACAUUCUAAAUCCGGCUUUAAGUUCCUUUAUAAAAUACAUAGGGUCAUUUUAUUUAUUGGCAAUCUUAGAUAAAACACCAAAAUGAGUCAUGUUUGGGUCUUCCAGCGUGUCAAUGACCCAAAAAGGUAUUGCCAGGGCAACAAGGUUCCAGAAAACCUAAAGAAUUGAGAAGGUUUCUGAAAAGCAAUGACUCUCAACUGAUGGGACAAGGUCAGCUAGUCCAAAAUAUUUAUUUGUAUGCAUCGUGUAUUCUUAUUUCGAUUUUCCACUACAGUAGAGUUCCCACAUGCAACAAAGGUAAACAACAGGAAGUGGAGCUGCCUCACGCUUUAGCCACCACGAGUUUCCUCUGAGAAGCAUCGCCGUUUCGAGUGGGCCAAAAUCCUCCCUGAGAUGAACAAGAAACAUCUCAUCGUCGUGCUUGCCACCGGCUACUAACUUGUGUUUUGCUUGGCGAUCAAAUCAUUCUUUCACUCAAUAAAAUGGACAUUUUAUAACAACUGA
This is a messenger RNA of Phyllopteryx taeniolatus (common seadragon), 1457 nucleotides long. It is a transcript of the gene pllp, whose product is annotated as plasmolipin. The transcript has 5 exons. Bases 129 to 683 code for a protein of 184 amino acids. Gene Ontology annotation, biological process: myelination. NCBI's taxonomy places the organism in Eukaryota, Metazoa, Chordata, Actinopteri, Syngnathiformes, Syngnathidae. Gene Ontology annotation, cellular component: membrane. Gene Ontology annotation, molecular function: structural constituent of myelin sheath. The record is from RefSeq and is a predicted model, not a curated record.